Messenger RNA from Cebus imitator (Panamanian white-faced capuchin), 1959 nucleotides. RefSeq names its product serpin B6-like. Bases 236 to 1372 code for a protein of 378 amino acids. The transcript is spliced from 8 exons. Gene Ontology annotation, biological process: negative regulation of endopeptidase activity. The record is from RefSeq and is a predicted model, not a curated record. Gene Ontology annotation, cellular component: cytoplasm. Gene Ontology annotation, molecular function: serine-type endopeptidase inhibitor activity. Lineage: Eukaryota; Metazoa; Chordata; Mammalia; Primates; Cebidae.
CGCGCAGCCCCGACACCUCUAUUCCCGCCACUCCCACCCGUCUCUCCUCGCUCCUGGGCAGCGGUGCCCACAACUGGGGCCUCUCCGGCUUCCAGAGUUUGGCCAACACCACAGUACUUUUGAGAGUGUUCAGGCCUGCAAAGAUCAUCGUGACGGACAUUCCAGAUCUUGUUUUUAUGAAAUUCACUGACAAGGUAAAAUAUUUCAAAAUUCAUUAUCCUUAAGGUUCACUGUCAUGGAUGCUCUAUCAGAAGCAAAUGGGACCUUUGCAUUAAACCUUUUGAAAAAGCUAGGGGAAAACAACUUGAACAACAUAUUUUUUUCACCCAUGAGCAUAUCAUCAGCCUUGGCCAUGGUCUUCAUGGGGGCAAAGGGAAACACUGCAGCUCAGAUGUCUCAGGCACUCUCUUUUAGUAAAAUUGGAAGUGAAGAUGGAGAUAUUCACCAAGGUUUUCAGUCACUUCUUGCUGAAAUUAACAGAACUGACACUCAGUAUUUGCUUAGAACUGCUAACAGGCUCUUUGGAGAAAAGUCUUAUGACUUCCACACAUCUUUUACAGAUUCCUGUGGUAAAUUCUACCAGGCAAACGUAAAACAGCUUGAUUUUCUCAAUGAUACAGAGACAUCCAGAACACACAUAAACACCUGGAUUGCUGAAAAAACUGAAGGUAAAAUUACAGAGAUGCUCUCUCCAGACUCAGUUGAUUCAUUGACUAAACUGAUUCUUGUGAAUGCCAUCUACUUCAAAGGAAACUGGGAGAGUCAGUUUGAGAAACACAGGACCAGGAAAAUGUCUUUUAAAAUUAGCAAGAACAAAGAAAAACCUGUGCAAAUGAUGUCUAAGGAAUCCACUUUUAAAACCACCUAUGUAAGGAAAAUAUCCAGCCAAAUUCUAGUGCUUCCCUAUGUUGGACAGGAGCUGAAUAUGAUCAUCAUACUUCCCAGUGAAAACACUGAUUUGAAAAUGGUUGAGAAAAAAAUUUCUUAUGAGAGAUUCGUAGAAUGGACAAAGCCAGACAAGUUGCAAGCACGAGAGAUGGAAGUUUUUUUUCCUAGAUUUAAACUGGAGGAAUCUUACAACAUGGCGGAUGUCCUUCGCAGUAUGGGCAUGGUCGAUGCCUUUGAACAGGACAGGGCAGACUUCUCAGGAAUGUCAUCUAAGAAGGAUCUGUACUUGUCCAAGGUCAUGCACAAGUCCUUUGUGGAGGUCAAUGAGGAAGGUACAGAAGCGGCAGCAGCUACAGAAGACGAAAUAGUUUACUGUUGUGCCAGCUACACCCUCAGGUUCUGUGCAGACCAUCCCUUCCUCUUCUUUAUCCAGCACAUCAAAACCAAUAGUGUUCUCUUCUGUGGCCGAUUUUCCUCUCCAUAGGUAGUCAUUGGAUAUAGCCCUUCUCUUUUCUCUUAGUGAUCUGCACUUCCUCUACUCUUUAAAGUGUGCCUGUGACCCAAAGUGACUUUAUUAUUGCAGCAGUCAAAAAUGAGAUAUUAGGAACCUAAUUUUGAAAUUCCUUGUUGAGAACUCUUGUGUGUGUUUGCAUGUUAAAUGUUUUCUACGGUCUUUAUUUGAUAGUCUCUGAGGAUUUCGUGGUCACUUUGCAGGUGGUAUCUAUGACCACUUGGUCAAACUCCUCUGUUUGAAAUGAGGUAUUACCCCCUCUCCAUUCCCCCACCAACACAUUCCAACUGUCAGAGGUAUUUGCUGUCUCCUCAUUUUGUGUAUGGUGACACCCUCACAGUCUGCUAUGCUUCUGUUUUCUCAAGUACAAGAAGAUACGUGUUGUUUUCUGUCUUCUCUGUUCAAUAGUAUUGACAUAUAUGGACCCAUUUUUAACGAAACAAUAGAAAGCGAAAUGGAGAGUGUGGAGGAAGCACAGUGAGCAGGACUCAGGAUGAUCAGAAGCAGUCCAGCACGGUGGCUCACACCUGCAAACAGCACUUUGGGAGGCUGAGGUUGGU